AUGCGCAACUUGUCGCAGGAGAAAGAAAGGCGUACGUUGAACCUCGAAGCAAGCCGUCGGCCUCGGGUUUCUCCCUCAUAUAAGCUCAUUCUGACACCCCUGGGCCUCAAACAGUGCGACAAAAAUACACCAUUUUGUGGCCAAUGCGUUGAGGCUGGACUGGUGUGCGAAGGCUACGGUCGACACCAUUCAGUGUGGAUCAACUCAACAUACGGCGAGGAUCGCAAAACUCCUAGCGUUAUACGCACUCGCACAAGCGGCCCACCUACCAUUACCUUAAAUGACUCCCUCAUGAGAGUUACCAGAGAGGACCGUUAUGUAGGCCUUUAUCUGGCUGCCUUUCUCCCAAACGGCCGCCUCUUGUCGCGGGAUGCCUCAUAUAUAUCCGCUGCAGGUUGGCUAAAAUACCAUAAUGUACUAUGCCGCUCUGAGAAAACCCUGCGCUUCAUAACGCUCGCACAUGGCCUGUCAAUGCUGGCAACGAGGGAUAAUGAUAGUCAAUUGAAGUUCAAAGGCGUCGAGGCUCACCGCAUGGCGCUGCAGGAAAUGCGCAAGGCAGUGCAGGACCCGCAAAGGGCUACUGGAGACGGACUUUUGGCGGCUGUUAGGCUUUUUCGCUUCUACGAGGUAAUUAGUGCUUUCACAUGUUACCCUUGA
Molecule: messenger RNA, 657 nt
Organism: Penicillium cosmopolitanum
Lineage: Eukaryota; Fungi; Ascomycota; Eurotiomycetes; Eurotiales; Aspergillaceae
Exons: 1
Coding region: 1-657 (218 amino acids)
Source: RefSeq, a predicted model, not a curated record